Lachancea nothofagi CBS 11611 is the source of this 519-nucleotide messenger RNA. The record is from the annotation of a GenBank genome assembly. NCBI's taxonomy places the organism in Eukaryota, Fungi, Ascomycota, Saccharomycetes, Saccharomycetales, Saccharomycetaceae.
AUGAUCAUGAAGCGGGCUUCCCCUAGAUUACAAGCGAAAGCACAAUGGUCCGCGCAAGCGUUACAGCAAGCCAACCCGCGCAACGAACGACGGCUACUUCACGUAUCCAGUCCGCAGCCUCUGACUUGUCACUUUAGACCAAUGUGUCGCACACAUGUCGGGGGAAGGGAAGCUAUUGCCGACGCGUCUUCGGAAGCUCGCUUACGUCAUCCGGGAAGCCGACUUCCCGGGUACUCGAGUACAGAACCGCAUCCUGCUGCACCCACACACCGCACGAGAAGAAACCCACACACCGCGCAAUCUUUUGCCCGGGGAAAAACGACCCCCUCUCGCCCCCUCAAGCCGCGGUUCUCGACGCUGGGAAAUAGUACUAAGAAUACCAGUGACUGUAGCACCACUUCGUCUACGAUUGUGUGGCACCUACUUCUCUCCGUCGAUCAUUGUUCAGUAGCGCGCUACUUUCUCAUUUUCUACUUUCUCGUACUCGCAUUAAUUCCGCCCUUCCCGCUAGUCGCAUAA